Cylicostephanus goldi is the source of this 546-nucleotide messenger RNA. Lineage: Eukaryota; Metazoa; Nematoda; Chromadorea; Rhabditida; Strongylidae. The record is from the annotation of a GenBank genome assembly.
AUGCCUGCUCCAAUCCCUACUGCUUUGCCGGCUUCGAUGGCCACCAUGGUGCAUCAGGGUUCGCCACGCCCGCACUCCACGAUGAUGGCGCAGCAGAUGCCGCCAGCCGUGCCUCAGAGGCCUAUGUCCAUGCCUCCAAAUGGAUCGGGGUCUCCAGUACAGUUUGAACCCGUCUGCAGAUACGAGGACACGCAGGCAAUUCGCACUGUGGCUUUCCAUCCGACUGGGCGGUACUUCGCUAUAGGAACAAAUUCAAAACAGUUGCACAUAUGUAGAUAUCCCGACAUCAGGAAACUGAGUGUAACGGACCAAGUUCGACAUCCAGAAAUUCUUCUCUCUCGUCCCAAGCAGCACAGAGGAUCCGUUUACUGCUUGGGCUUCAACCCGACUGGCGAUUUGCUAGCGACUGGCUCCAAUGAUAAGACUUUGAGGCUUAUGGCGUUUAGCUCAGAUGUGUGUAAGAUUGGAGCUGAGAUGGAAUUUGGUUUUCAUGACGGAACCAUUAGAGAUGUCGUUUUCCUCGAAGAUAGCGCGAACAGGAGCUGA